Messenger RNA from Drepanopeziza brunnea f. sp. 'multigermtubi' MB_m1, 783 nucleotides. RefSeq lists its product as uncharacterized. NCBI's taxonomy places the organism in Eukaryota, Fungi, Ascomycota, Leotiomycetes, Helotiales, Drepanopezizaceae. Gene Ontology annotation, cellular component: proteasome core complex. The record is from RefSeq and is a predicted model, not a curated record.
AUGAACCAUCUUCCGCAAGCCUGGGGACGUCCUCGAGACGAUGUUUACGGUGCCUACGACGGCUCGUACCUCCAAAGCCAUGGUCCGAAUCAACACACCAAAUCUCCAAUCGUCACCGGUACCUCAGUACUCGCUUUGAAGUUCAAGGACGGUGUUGUGAUUGCGGCAGACAAUCUUGCAUCAUACGGAUCUCUUGCACGAUUCACGGAUGUUAAGCGCCUGCGAAAGUUUGCCGAUACGACUGUUGUUGGUUUCGGUGGUGACGUUUCGGACAUGCAAUACCUUGACCGACUUCUCAACUCCUUAGAUAUCGAUGAAGCAUAUGGCCCAGCUGGACACACCCUCAACGCUAAAAAUCUCCACACCUACCUAACCAAAGUCUUCUACAAGCGUCGGUCUGACUUCAACCCGUUGUGGAACCAGGUCUUGGUGGCAGGCUUGGAUGAAGAGAGCAAGCCUUUCCUGGCAAGCACCGAUUUACUGGGUACAGCCUUCAGCUCGCCCAGUUUGGCUACAGGAUUCGGUGCGCAUUUGGCUCAGCCGCUAUUGAGAAAGGUUGCGCCGGAUGAGGAGGCUGCGUCUAAACUGUCCCAGGAGCAGGCAUUGGAGGCAGUGAAGGAGAGCAUGAAGGUAUUGUUCUACAGAGAUGCUAGGAGUUUGGACAAGUACUCGAUUGCAGUCGUUUCGAAGGCUGGUAUUGAGUUGAAGGAGGAUGAGAAGCUUGAGAAGCAGAGCUGGGCAUUCGCCGAUCAAAUUCGCGGAUAUGGAACACAGGUCAACUAA